CUGCCAGGACGUGAUCAUCCAAUGCACAAUAAGUUUGACGACGCUUAGCCGGAAGGAGUGCUGCCAGAGGUUCACCAAGAUGCCCACGAUGUCUGGCCUGUGCUUGGCUUUCUUCACGACGCCCAACGACAUGCAGAUCCUCGAGGGCGAGGUCAUGGGACUCUCUUUCUACGUCAGGGUUCCUCAGGAUGACGACCCAGCGCUGGACCCGCAGAUCAUCAACCCGCGGUACAUGAUACGGUCAGGCCUGUACGUGACGGUGAUGAGCCCGUCCGUGCACCCGACCGCCCUCGUCACCAGCGAAGGCACGCACCUCAAGCCCCACACCAUCUCCUCCAUUCGCGUCAUCGCCACGAGGAAGAACACGGAGUCCAUGAGGAUGAUCCAAGCCGACUGGGACGAGAAGGUGUGCGUGGACGGAUCUCAGCUCGAUUACGUGACGCGGCCCGAAGACUUUUACAACACGAAAUUAAACUGUAAGAUUGCCAACGCUCGCAACAUCUUCCUCAAAGACUGCAACUGUUCCAUGUACGGCUUCAGCCAUUACAACGACUCCCAAGAAACGUGUACGAUAAGCGAAGGUAGCCACUGUUACAGUGGUGUGGAGUCGAUACUACGAGGUAACGUCAGUGAUGAAACCGAAAGCCAAGAUUGCCCGUAUGUGUGUCAGGAGGACAGCUAUGUAACAUACAGUUCCAACGACGAAUUCCAUAUGUUUCCUGCACUGCAACAGGUCUUGCAAUUCUCGAAUGAGCCUUUGGGAGACGCCGAUUUGGCUGUGGUGACUAUUCAGCAUGCGAGAAUGCAGUACAACGAACUCCUCGUGUGGACAGAGAAUGGUCUCGACCUCCUGGGGAAGAUUGGAGGAACCAUGGGACUCUACCUGGGCUGCAGCAUCAUCUCUCUCACCGAGCUGCUCGUUGUCAUCUGCUGGUGCAUCUGCUGCUGCCCGUGCAAGCGCUCGCCGCAGCCGCAAGUUGUCCGACCUGUCACUUCUUAAAGAGCAGUUCGCCUUUUCUUCACUUAUGGGAGGGGAGAGAUUGCUCGCACUGCUGGAUUUCAUUGGGAAGCUCCUCUUCUACACCACUACAGUGAAAGAACCGCUCUUUUUCAGAUUGUAAUAAGAUUCGAACCUCAGCGCCUCUAGAGUUAGGUUGCAAGAUGUGGUUCUAGGGUUGUUGAGAAUCAUUAAGUAGCAUAGGGCAUGAAUAAAAAAGUCUGCAAUAUGUAUUAGUACUUUAAAAAGGUAAAUGAUUGACUGGGGAAUCAAAUUAUUAUUAUUAUUUUUUCAAGUGAGAAGUUAUGAAUAUGGACAAAGCCAAAGCUCAUGUCUCAAUUCACAAAGCCACAUGAAGCUUACAGUGGAUGUCUUUGUCUCCAACUGUUUGCAAACCUCACAUCCUCUCCUCUGAGGCGCUUGUAUGGUAUGCUGCACAUGAUUUUGUGAAAUACUGACCUCACGCAUGGCAGUUGCUUUUCUAAACUCAAGAUUCAUUUACCGUCUCUUGUCUGUGAUAUGCGGGAUUCAUCAUAUUCAAAUAAAGUAAGAUAAUCAUAUACAAAGAUAUCAAACUUUGGUUUAAUCUUAAGUAAAGCGUAGGGCACCUUUAUGUACGAUGCACUCAAAAAAGCACCGUAUUUUUUGCAAAUAAUGUGUGAGUUUGAAGAACACUAGAAUUUCAGUGCAGAUCAAUCUUGCAGACUUCUAUUGGCAUUUGUGAAGGAAACGAUCAUGUUACUGUACCGGCUAAUUAUGCAUGCGGCAGAUGCAGGAGUUUUAUCAUUAAAUAUUUGUUUAUUCUCCUGUAUUUUGAAGGACUUCGCAGAA
This is a messenger RNA of Penaeus monodon (black tiger shrimp), 1828 nucleotides long. RefSeq lists its product as uncharacterized. Gene Ontology annotation, biological process: sodium ion transmembrane transport. Gene Ontology annotation, molecular function: ligand-gated sodium channel activity. The record is from RefSeq and is a predicted model, not a curated record. Lineage: Eukaryota; Metazoa; Arthropoda; Malacostraca; Decapoda; Penaeidae. Gene Ontology annotation, cellular component: membrane.